Hordeum vulgare subsp. vulgare (domesticated barley) is the source of this 815-nucleotide messenger RNA. RefSeq lists its product as uncharacterized. The transcript has a single exon. The record is from RefSeq and is a predicted model, not a curated record. NCBI's taxonomy places the organism in Eukaryota, Viridiplantae, Streptophyta, Magnoliopsida, Poales, Poaceae. Bases 353 to 661 code for a protein of 102 amino acids.
AAUGUGCUUGAAAAAAGCAACAAAGUUGGAAUAUAUCAUUACAAUGGUAGGUGAACGUCAGAACGAGAUGGCCACGGCGACUAACCAUAGUGAUGCUUGUAUUUAAAGUAUGCUUAUGUGAGAUUAUGUUAAUGGUACCAGGUGGAGAACCCGUGCCACCACCAGCCAGCGUGUCCUUCUCCGUCAUUUCCACACACUACCUCCUCCUACUUAACCACCCCACGUCCACACGCCACCCCCGCUCCUAAUCCAUUCGUAAUAUCCGCCUAACAAAACACCACCACCUGGCUAAACACGCGGCCAGCAGUUUUGACCUCUGACCGUGUCACUGCGUCCGCGAAAUAUCUGCACCAUGGAGAUGGAGGCCUCGCCGCCGAGCUCGCUGCGGCGCAGGCUGCGGGCCACGGUGUGCUGCUGCUUCGGCUACGGCGACCGGGGGCAGUGGGGCAGGCGGGGCAGCCGCGGCGUCGGCAGGUACGACCCGCUCAGCUACGCGCUCAACUUCGACGAGGGCCCCGACGACGGCGACGACGACGUCGACUACGACGACUUCAGCGACGGCGGACUCCUCUACCGUAGCUUCCCCUCGCCGCCGCCGCCGCCUCAGCCGACCCGGGCGCGGCCGUUGUCUGUGCCGCCGCCGGCCGUCGCAGCCGCGUAGAUCUGUUGGUAGCUCGGCCAUAUGCGUAUGCUUUGUUCGGUGUGUCUUCGGCCGUUUCAUCUCCAUGUUUGCUGUGUGUGUGUAACUUAUAGCUAAAGAUGCUGGUCACGUUUCACGUUUCAUUUGUAUCGACAGAUCAGUGUUAGUUUCUCCA